This is a messenger RNA of Mesorhabditis belari, 372 nucleotides long. NCBI's taxonomy places the organism in Eukaryota, Metazoa, Nematoda, Chromadorea, Rhabditida, Rhabditidae. The record is from the annotation of a GenBank genome assembly.
AUGAACUACAUCUUCUGUCCGAUCCACAUCGUUCUCGACGUCACAGCUUUCUGGUUGAUGCGACGGCAUUUUCGGAGAAACAGGAGCAACGCAGCUAACAGCGACCUCAAAAGGCGCCAAUUGGGGAUGGGAUAUCGAUUGGCUGCGAUGAUGCUGGUGAACAUGUUGACAUCGAUCGUCUGGUGGAUCGAGAAUCUCGGACCUCAAUAUCUGCUCACCGCCAACAGUGGCUUCAUCUUCUACACCGUACUCUAUUUGAUCGAUUGCAUUUUCAACAACCUUGCCUAUCUGGUGUUGUUGCAUCAAGGCAAUAACGUCACCAGAGUCCUCCCUCAAGCGAGAGCACCUUUCACGACGACACUCGAGUCAAAA